This is a messenger RNA of Patella vulgata (common limpet), 1952 nucleotides long. Its product is annotated as B1 bradykinin receptor. Bases 384 to 1649 code for a protein of 421 amino acids. Gene Ontology annotation, biological process: G protein-coupled receptor signaling pathway. Gene Ontology annotation, molecular function: G protein-coupled receptor activity. Gene Ontology annotation, cellular component: membrane. Lineage: Eukaryota; Metazoa; Mollusca; Gastropoda; Patellidae. The transcript has 3 exons. The record is from RefSeq and is a predicted model, not a curated record.
UGGCUGUCACACUACUGGUUGAAAUCUUGCUAUGAGCUGAAAGCGUGAGAAGGCUGUAUUAGCUAUAACUAGACUUUGACUUGAGGCUUCAGGUCUUCAGGAAUAGUAGUAUCAGUUGAGUAGUUAUUUACUUGUUCUAUGGAGUUGUUUAUGUAGUGAGCUUUUAAUACAAUAUUAUAUACAUAUAUGUUUUUCUUCAAGAGAUCUGUGAACCACUUAUUUUAAGACUUUGUUUAUUCUGUAUGAAUUUUAGUGAAAAAAAUCUAAACAUAAAAAUCGUAUCUAUCACAUCUGGAUUAAAAGUUAAAAAUUGUGUAUGGAUAUUCUGGUCUUAUCCUUAUGACGUCAAAAUUAAAGUACAGAUCAUUUUUUAAAUACACAACAUGGCUAAUCGGAUAUGUCUCGCUAGUUUAGAAAAUGAAACUGAAAGUCACAGUACAAAUACAAGCAAAUCACCUGAAGAACAAUAUGCUGAUAUGAUAGGUCACAUUUGUAUGGAAAUAGGCAUACCAGUUGUGUGUUCCUUUGGAUUAAUUGGAAAUACUUUAAAUCUUCUGGUAUUAACAAGAGAAAAACAACACCGGACUCUUAGUAAAAUGGAGUUUUCCGCUCAUAUAGGAUUAAUAGCUUUAGCAUUUUCAGACUUUAUGUUUUGUUUGCUGGCACUGCUGUUUACACUGCUACCUCUGAAGCGUUUUUAUGAUGAACAGAAUAUGGUUCUUUAUUAUAAUUGGCUGGGUAAUGGUUGUAUUACCAUAUUUAUUGUGACUAGUACAUGGUUAACUGUGGUUAUGGCAGGAGAAAGAUAUAUGGCAGUAUGUCAUCCAUUUAAAGCUAGAAAUUUGAUCUCCCUUAAAAGAACUCGGAUCAGUGUAAUGGGAAUAUUUGUUGUAUGUACUUUAUGUACUUUGCCUAUUUUUCUAGAGAGUAAAAUCCAUCAGAUAGACUGUCCUAAUGGAGACAAAUUCUACACAAUUAAGAAGAGGGAAAGUUUUACUCGAGAUGUUAUUGUGGCUCGUCGAGUUGUUUGGGCAAUACUCUUUGAUUUCAUACCAUGUGUUGCUCUCAUAUAUUUCAACAUAUGCCUUAUCUGGAAAAUUCACAAAGCUAAAAAACUGAGAGAAAACAUGGCACCCAUGAGAGGCAGGGAGUCAACAUUGCUGAAUCAAAGAUCUAGAAAUGGAAAUGUUAAGUGGCAAAUAAAAUUCAAAAAGGCAAAUGGAAAUAACUCGCUGCAACCACCAAUCCCAUCACGCUCACACUCGCUAACCCACGACAGUAACAAUUCAAGUCCCAAAUUUAACAGACAUUCAUCUAGAAAACGCAAUACAGAUAGCGCUCUGAAUAGUGUAACAGCUACUUUAGUGUCAGUGAUAAUUCUGUUUCUAAUUCUUGUAUCUCCCAGUGAAAUUCUGAAAUUCACAUUGUACUAUACAUCAAAGUCCCUUCAAAAGAAUCACAGAUUUGACAUUGUAAAAUAUAUUACUAAUUUCAUGCAGGCACUCAACUUUUCUACAAACUUUGUUCUAUAUUGUGCUAUUAACAAAUCUUUUCGAAAUUCUUUAAGAUCCCUUUGUUGCUGGUGGUGGAGAAAAUUAAAAAGUCACAGACUAAAAGCCACAGUUAUAAAGUUAGAAUCUGCAAGUUAAAUAUUUAACUGAAUAUACGUACUGUGUACACAAAUCCAACAUUUUAGCUUAAAUUAACUUAAAUUUUUAAAAUUACAGGAGAUUAGUAUGAAUCUGUAGCUAAAUUAUCUUUUACAUGGUCUCAAUUUGUGGCUCUUGGAAUUUUAUUCUCAAUAGAAAUAUUGUGUAAUACUUGUUCUUGUCUCAGGUAAUAGUAUAGUUCUUUCACUAGAGAUUCACAAAGUGAUGAAAGAUAAUAUCUCGACAUACACUUGAUCAUGUGAUUGGCUUUUAAAAAUCAGAUGCAGAUUCCAGAACCCAUGA